GACGUGUCAAGAUAUAAACAUGCUCUAUCUCAAUUAGCUGCCUACCAUAAAACUAAAUAAUAAUCAAGUUAUUUCCUUUCCGGCUUAUUCGGAACCCAAACCACCUCCUUGUCAAAACGGCCUCCUGAAACCUUCUUCUCUCAACUCACAGAAACUUGCAUUCAGUCUUCUCUUCUCCGAGACAAAUCUUUGUAUGGCCACAACCCUUCUGGCUUUAUUUCAAAACCCUAAUUUUUCUCCGUUCGCUUCAAAAACUAACUUCAAUUAUUUUACCUUUCCACAAUGGCCACGGAAGCUACCACUGCCAAAUUUAAAAACCCAGAUUUCCGACCCGACUUCAGACCUGAAAUCUCUGUAACAUCCCACGAUGGCCUCCACUACUGGCAAUUCAUGAUCGCCGGUUCAAUUGCUGGUUCGGUCGAACAUUUGGCCAUGUUCCCGGUCGACACUAUCAAGACACAUAUGCAAGCCCUAAGGUCUUGUCCCAUCAAAUCGGUUAGCGUUCGGCAAGCCCUUAAAUCAAUACUAAAAACCGAGGGACCAUCGGGGCUCUACCGUGGCAUCGCCGCCAUGGGCCUUGGCGCCGGCCCGGCUCACGCCGUUUAUUUCACGGUCUACGAAGUUGCUAAAAAGUAUUUUUCAGCUGGGAACCCUAAUAACUCAGCAGCCCAUGCGAUUUCUGGAGUAUUCGCAACUGUGGCAAGCGACGCCGUUUUUACGCCUAUGGAUAUGGUGAAACAGAGACUACAGUUGGGUAAUAGUAAUUAUAAAGGCGUCUGGGAUUGUGUUAAGAGAGUGCUGAGGGAGGAAGGUCUUGGCGCGUUUUACGCGUCGUACAGGACUACGGUGUUGAUGAACGCGCCGUAUACUGCGGUACAUUUCUCGAUUUAUGAAGCCGCGAAGAAGGGUUUAAUGGAGAUUUCACCGGAGAGUGCGAGUGACGAGCGUUUGGUUGUUCAUGCUACUGCUGGAGCUGCGGCUGGAGCGCUGGCGGCUGCUGUUACCACGCCGCUUGAUGUUGUUAAAACUCAAUUGCAGUGUCAGGGUGUUUGCGGAUGCGACAGAUUUCAGAACAGUUCAAUCAGUGAUGUGAUUAAAACAAUAUUGAGAAAGGACGGAUACAGAGGGUUGAUGAGAGGAUGGAUUCCGAGAAUGCUUUUCCAUGCUCCUGCUGCUGCAAUCUGCUGGUCUACAUAUGAAUCCUGUAAAAACUUUUUCCAAGACCUUAAUGAUUGUAGUAGCAGCAGCAUUAUCACCUAAAUUUCGUUGAACAGUAACCAUAAUUAUAAUGUUUAAGUUGCAAUAAAUAUCCAUGUAUAAGCAAGAAUGAGAGCUUCACACAAGGAAUGAACAAGCCAAGACUACAAUGCAUCUUCCAGAUUUCAACAUGGUUAUUUAAUUUGCGGCAGGAACCUGAAUUUAGUCCUCAGAGCAUAAUUUCUUACAGCUGAACACUUUGUUGUUACCUUUGCCUAAGAAAUGUCUGAGUUUUUCUCUGCUAGAUAGCUAUUAAUUUUUCUCUUCUUUCCAUUAAGUCAUUCCGUGCAAUGAUUUUGAAAUUUUGGUUAGUAGAUGGUGUAGGUUUAAUUGCAAAGGAAACUUUUGAUUUGUUCUGGAUAUUGAUAUUUAAAGAGAAAGGAAAUUUGGGUAUGGCACCAAUA
Molecule: messenger RNA, 1661 nt
Organism: Mangifera indica (mango)
Lineage: Eukaryota; Viridiplantae; Streptophyta; Magnoliopsida; Sapindales; Anacardiaceae
Product: mitoferrin-like
Exons: 2
Coding region: 283-1260 (325 amino acids)
Biological process (GO): iron import into the mitochondrion
Cellular component (GO): mitochondrial membrane
Molecular function (GO): ferrous iron transmembrane transporter activity
Source: RefSeq, a predicted model, not a curated record